AUGAAUACCAACCACCAUGUCUUGCAAUACAUUCUGCUGUCCACGGCACGCUAUGCGACAUCUAUCGCCGCGAAACUCAGCGAUCAUUCGCUGUUGGACACAAUUUACCUACAGACAACAAAUUUAUACCACCAGAAAGGACUCACUCUGCACCAUCUUGCGGCAAUUGCGGUCCGUGAAAUCCCACAGCUGGUGCAAACUAAUAUUCUCGACAUCCCUGCUCUAUUUCUUGCCAGCCACAUUCUGAUGGUAAACGACCCAGUGAGAUUCCGAUUUGUUCCACCCAAGAGAGUCCCUGAGGAUUAUCUAGAGCCUCUGUCGGUAGCAACAAUGUCAUACUUUGCGAACCCACACCACCUUGCACAAUCGCUGCGCAAAAUAUUAUCUCUGCCUGCAGAAAUAUUGAAUGCAAACUAUGGACACCUUUUUACCGGCAAGUACGCCUUUGAGCUAUUUCAAACCCUGCGCGAGGGAGCUCAGGUGUUGGGGGAUCUUGUGAGCGCCAUCAAGUACGCAAUUGAGUAUCCGCAUCCGCUUCUUCUGCGACAUUUGGAAAAAGUUCUGGGCCGUAGCAUGAAACCCAGAGAGCUCUACGAAAUGCUGGUCCAGUCCGAGCUGUGUCCGCCAGGAUGGAAUCCAGUGCUCUCCUCAGGUAUCUACGGUCUUCCCAAUAAUGCAGGCAUUUUUUCGGAAGACCAGCUGAAACUGCCCGCGAAAAUCAAGUCCGAUCGUAGGGUGAAAAAUCCAGAGAGAACGAACAAUCAAAUUAAAUAUAGACUGGCCGAUCGCCUUCUCUUUUCAUCAGAAGACGACUCCAUUAGCAGCACCACGUUCAGUUUCUAUCUCCCUGUGGCGACGCAGGACAUCAAUGACCAAAUGAGCGAGUUUCCAAUAGUGUUUUCGCAAAACAUCAACUAUGCUCCAUUCUUCUCCAAGUUCAAAAAAUCCAUCCGCAACCAAAAAGCCCUGCGAGUGUCUUUCAAGUACGACAUGUACAAGAUAGAAACAGUGGAAAAGCCUGAAAUCGAAAUUGGCUACGAGUACAUCGACGGCUACACGGACAUGGCGCCGAACUAUCCCUCUGCUGCUUUCAGCCUGUUCAGCAAGAUAGACAUCGAAAUGAAGGACGCAAUUCAGCGGCUUUAUUUUCUGCUCAAGCACAAGGAAAAACUGCGCCUGGAGAAAGGCUAUCUCAAGAGCGAAAACGAGGCUCAAGAGACUAGCGAAUGGUACGUGAGAAAUUGCAUAUUUUUUUGUGAGGAGCUGCUUUCCGAGUACUGUCUGAAAAAAAAAAUUCCACUCAUCGGCCGUGUGAGUCCCAAGCUGGCCACCGAGUCCGAAGAUAGCCGCUCAUACUCCGGCUUCUUCAAUCUUUUCAGCCAGGACGCAAAUUCCUACCAGUCGUUUGUCGACAUCGGCAGGGCCUACAAUAAGGGAGUCGUUUCCGCGACGGACGUGGUAUGUGCUCUGCGGUACCUGGAUGGGUUCCGGGUGCAAGUUCUGAGCCCACGAAACUCCGCAUAUGCUCCUCUGGGUGCCAAGGCGCAUGCAUCAUUUUUUUCGCCGGGGUAUUUGGAGUCGUACAUCAACAACGCCCAGUUGAUGAAUCAUCUUCAGGGACGGAGACUAUGGAGCAUGGAAAAGCUUCUGUUUCAUUUUCUGGGAAAUUCCGAGUCACUGUUGCAAAUGCGCAGACGACUACACAGAUACCGCGUUCUCAGCGAGCUGGAAAGCCGGCUGGAGGACGAAUUUAGCAUGUUCCGGUGCAUCAUCACAGAACCACAGGUCUCCAGCAUUGUUCAGGGUUUCUGUCACGAUCUGAAGGUUAAUGUGAAAAUCCAGGUCGAUGCAGACCAGAGACUCAUGGUGGGUGACAGAAUCCUGUGUUCGCAGAUCCUGGAGCUGGACCCUUACAGCGAUAGAAUUGUCAUGAAAUAG
This is a messenger RNA of Ogataea parapolymorpha DL-1, 1938 nucleotides long. RefSeq lists its product as uncharacterized. NCBI's taxonomy places the organism in Eukaryota, Fungi, Ascomycota, Pichiomycetes, Pichiales, Pichiaceae. The record is from RefSeq and is a predicted model, not a curated record. The transcript has a single exon. The coding region runs from base 1 to 1938 and encodes 645 amino acids.